ACGCCGACCGGAACGUCUACCCGUCUGCAGGCGUACUGUUUGUCCACGUCCUGGAGAGAGAGCACUUCAAAGGAGAGUUCCCCCCCUAUCCCAAACCUGGUCUGUGUCUGUGUUCCUCAUUGGAUCUCUCAAUACAAUAAUAACCAGAUUACUAAUUGUACUAUUACUUCUAUGAGGCUACCUAUUUAUUAUUAAUACUAAUGAUAAAUACUCAUCUAUUCAGUAAUAAAAUAUAUUUAGCUAAGUGACAGUACAGCAAAUACAGAGACCGUAUCAAUGUCACCAUAAACGUCAGUGUCUGAGUAGCAUUUACAUCUCUCAGUCUCAAAUCCCACUCUCAGGGCCUAGUUGACUACUAGGCUAAGCGUUUAUUGUACAUGUACCAACGUCUGUCCGUACAGGGGAUUCCAGCAACGACCCCAUCACCUUCAACACCAACCUGAUGGGCUACCCAGACCGGCCAGGCUGGCUGCGCUACAUCCAGAGGACCCCACACAGCGAUGGGGUGCUCUAUGGAUCCCCCACUGCAGAACACGUGGGCAAGGCAACCAUCAUAGAGGUGUGUGGCUCCAUUUGCUGCUAAUGGAGUUAGAGUUGUUUGUCUGCAGUCAUGAACAGUGGAGCUUUCUCUCUCUCUGACACACACACACACACAUACUAAACUACAGUACAUUAGUAGUUAUAAAUCCAAUUAAUCAAUCAAUCAAUUAAUCAAUUAUCAUUUUUACAUUUUUUACAUUUUAGUCAUUUAGCAGACGCUCUUAUCCAGAGCGACUUACAGUUAGUGAAUACAUAUUUUUUUUAUACUGGUCCCCCGUGGGAAUCGAACCCACAACCCUGGCGUUGCAAACGCCAUGCUCUAUCAACUGAGCUACAUCCCUACAUUCAAUUAUAGCAUUGAAAUGUUUUGAACAUUGAAAUGUUCAGCCUUGGGGAAUGUAAAAUCAUGUGCAUUCACCUGGUCGCAGUUAUGUUUGCCAGCCAGGGUCCUGUCAGUCAGAUAUGUGGGCACAACCUGGAACAAUCAUAGUAGUGGUUAUGGGUAUAUUUUACAGUAUAUGGUCCAGCAAUAGAGCCCCACGAUAAGGGCUGUGUUUCGUGUAGGCUUACCUUGGCAUGACGUUUUGAUAACCAUGUAAAUCUCUCUCGGACAAGGUGACUUUUAUCAAUAUAUUCGGCUCUAUUUACUCUUGCACGUCAUCUCUAGCUGACACCUUUGGUAACAGGUAUUGUCAAUUUAAAACAUGCACAAGACAGUUCACAGAAUUGUCCAUUUAAAGACAUUUGCCAAUUUAUCUAUUACUACAUUUAGCUAACAUUAGAUAGUUCAUCCAGAGAUUCUUACCUUUGCCUCGAUUCGGCAGUCUCGUCCAGAUCAUCAUGGCAUUUGUAGUUCUUUAUGAUAGCCACAUUAGCAGCUAAUUAGCAUUUCAUUUUGGGGGGGGGUAAAUACAGGCGAAUAUAUUGAUAAAGGUCACCUUGUCCUAGAGAGAUUUACAUGAAAAUGUCACGCCAGGGUAAGCCUACACGAAACACAGCCCUUAUUUUAAGUGUUUCUAAAAUCCCCUAUGGGAAAAAUGAAUGAUGGAAAAAACGAUUGGAACCAUUUCCCUGUUUGACCACUAGGUUUUAUGGGUAUUAUGACUCAUACUGAGGUACUCUAUGUUCACAGGUAGAUUAAUAUGUUUUUGCACAUAUGUAAUAGCUGUCACAUGGUGCGUUGUGAUAAGCCUUUUUCUAGGGUUAUAGACCUGUGUCCAUUAUGUGUCUAAACUACUGUAGCAUGUUCCCAAAGGCUUUAGGUUCCCUGUAGGAAUGUUCCUGGAGGAUGCGGUGCCCCUCUUCCCUCUUCCCUCUGAGCCUUCUACUAUGGAAUAUGUUUGCAUCUGGCUCGGACCUCGCCGGCGAGCCUCACCCUAGGACAUAAACUGUAGUGAUCUGGGAUUACAUUUUUACCCUUAUGUGUUCCAGAUUACUGCCUAUAACAGACGCACUUUCGAAACGGCCCGGCACAACUUGGUCAUAAACAUCAUGUCCACGGAAGGUAAGAAAGAGAGUGAGAGAGACAAAGGACAGGCUUAGUGAGGAAAUGAUGAAGGAGGAUGUUCUUAAUUGAAAUCUAGAGGGUUGCUUCCGAUGUUGACUAAAAUGCCCAAAAGCUAAUUUUUCAAUUUCCUUCAAGAAUGGCUGAAUAUCAUUCACAUAAUAUAUAUUAAUAUAUUAUCCAUAAUUCAUCAACCUAAAAGGCUAACACCACACACUCAACCAGACCGGCAAUUUUUUAAUCAAGUGUCAACACAGUCCAAUACGGGACUCACAGCUGUGCAAAUCAACCAACACACUUCUGAAAGCGCUAUCUGAAAAUCCACUGUCUGCAAUUGACUGAAAACUGGCCUAGUACUCUAAACAAGUAGUUAGAUUGUAACAGUACAUUUCUUCUGUGACUUGCAAUAAAGUCAUACACAGUACCACAAUAACCAAUGCCUCCCUCGGUGUUCCUAUAGGGAGCAAAUGAUUGUGUAAAAUGGACAGAUUAAAACAGUAUUGUAAAUGCUCUUCAUGUUGAGGCCUACAGCUACAGUACAGAUGUAGGAUCUUAAUUUGAGCCAGUUUGCCACAGCAGGAAAAUAGUCCUGCAGCAACAAGACAUUUGAAUUAUUAUGUAGAUUAUAAUUUAUUGGCAUUUUGGUAGGGCUGAUACAGGGAAAAUCAAGUCUGAAAUUUCAAAUUGGAAAUUACAAACUUCAGAUGCCUUUUUAAACCUCAUAUACAUUACAAGUUCUAAAAUGUCCUGCAUUGCAGGAAAGUUCUCCUGCAACAGGGUGAUCAAAUUAAGAUCCUACAUCUGUAUACAUCUCAUUGUACUGUAUGUCUGUACAGAGUCUCACUCUACAUGUGAUACAAUAACCAUGGUGCCGGGUGAAAAGCUGCCCAGCUGUUUCUGGCCCACAAGUACGGUGUGACCUCACUCACACUGCGCAGUGACGUCAUCAGCCAUCUGCCCUGAGCCGAGCCGCUGUCAUAACAGACACAAAACAGAGCAGACAAACAUUGGCCUCUGUCGAACAGCUUGUCUGAUAUUAUGGGGCCAUUUAAAUUGUCCAUUACCAUAUGGGGUGUCAAGUUAGAGAUUAUGUUACAGCUCGUCUGAUAUCACGGCCAUUAAAUGUCAUUACAUAUGGGUGUCAGUGAGAGAUGUACUGUACAUGUACACUUUGUUCACAGAAUGAUAUUGGGCCUAUUAAACUGAACAGAUAAAGAGUAAAUACUAUCACUCACGAGCUAGAUGAGGAUACGAGCGAGUAGAUGGCUAGAGCGAGAUAGAAGAUCUAUAUCUUUCGCUCUUCUCUCUCUCGUCUAUCCUCGCUUCGCUCUCUCGCGCUAUAUCUCUCUCUCUCUAUCUCUCUCAUCUCUCUCAUCUCUCUCUCUCUCUCUCACACUCAUAUCCCUCCUCCCUCCUCAGAGGACCACUUCACGCUAACCAGGCCGGUUCUUCAUAAAGAACAUGAAUGGUGUGAGUGAUGAUGGUGGCACCAGCGAGGUUCUGGGAGACUUCCUGGGCGCAGUGAAGAACGUGUGGCAGCCCGAACGCCUCAACGCCAUCAACAUAACCUCAGCGCUGGACAGGGGCGGACGCGUUCCCCUGCCCAUAAACAACCUCAAAGAGGGGUGAGUGCGUAGAAAAAGAAUCAGAAACACAUCUCUCUAUGGGUGAGUGACCCUCUUUAGUGCAGUUCAAUACAUGGUUUAACAGAGUAUGAGGAAGAUUUUACAUAUCAACAUCACCUCGGCCCUGGACAGGGGCGGACGCGUUCCCCUGCCCAUCAACAAACUCAUUGGGGUGAGGAACAGGGUCACCAUCAGUAGCCCUUACAGGACCAGAGUAGUUUGAUACAUAGUUUGGUAGAGGAUGACGAAUUCAAGUAUCUUCAAUUGAUAGAGGAUGAUGAAUUCAAGUAUCGUCAGUUGAUAGAGGAUGAUGAAUUCAAGUAUCUUCAGUUGAUAGAGAAUGAUGAAUUCAAGUAUCUUCAGUUGAUAGAGAAUGAUGAAUUCAAGUAUCUUCAGAUGAUAGAUGAUGAUGAAUUCAAGUAUCUUUAGCACUUCCAGGAACAGGACAGAGUAUGAUGAUGAAUUUAAAUAUUGCAUAUGAGGGAAAGGAUAGAUACAGACAUAAAAGCAUAUUUUUUUUAACCUAAUUAGCAUCCUCAGAAGUACUAUAGCAGCUUUAUAAUGCCUUGUCUACAGUCAUCAUCAAAGUAUUGUAUUCUUAAAUAAGCAUGUUCACAAAAUGUUAUUGCAUCAGUUGCAACAUAAACAUGAACUUAAAGGUGCUUAUGCAAUGCAUGAGUAACCUUACAGUAACCUUACCACUGUAAGAGAGAGAGAGAGAGAGAGAGAGAGAGAGAGAGAGAUCCAGAUCAACACACUGUAUUAGACAUUAAAGCCUCAGACAAACACUACAGGCAGUUUGUAGCAGUCAGGGAGAAUGAAUCCCCACAUGAUUUGCCAUAAGUUGUUCAUAAAACAUGCAUGGCCCCGUUUGUGAAGAUAAAAGAUUCUAGAGGAGAGCUCCAUAGAAAGACACAGCCAGCAGGACUAAGAUACCCUGACAGAACAGUACCAGGAACCUCACCAUACUGACUGAGACAGGAGGAGGAAAACACUAUGUGGUUCACAUUGGAAGUCAGUCUGAGUGGGAUUGUGAAAGUGUGUGUGUCAGUGGUUGGUAAGAUAUUACUGUGUAACCUAGCUGUUAAAUCUUACUCUCCUCUCCUUUACCUCAAAUGUGCUUGCAUGUUUGUGUGUAGAUUAGUCAGGUGAUAUACCACUAACAGUCUCUCGGUCAUUAUAUCUGUAUUAUCAGAUAUACCACUAACUGUCUCUCGGUCAUUAUAUCUGUAUUAUCAGAUAUACCACUAACAGUCUCUCUGUCAUUAUAUCUGUAUUAUCAGAUAUACCACUAAAUGUCUCUCGGUCAUUAUAUCUGUAUUAUCAGAUAUACCACUAACUGUCUCUCGGUCAUUAUAUCUGUAUUAACAGAUAUACCACUAACAGUCUCUCUGUCAUUAUAUCUGUAUUAUCAGAUAUACCACUAACUGUCUCUCGGUCAUUAUAUCUGUAUUAUCAGAUAUACCACUAACAGUCUCUCUGUCAUUAUAUCUGUAUUAUCAGAUAUACCACUAACUGUCUCUCGGUCAUUAUAUCUGUAUUAUCAGAUAUACCACUAACUGUCUCUCGGUCAUUAUAUCUGUAUUAUCAGAUAUACCACUAACUGUCUCUCUGUCAUUAUAUCUGUAUUAUCAGAUAUACCACUAACUGUCUCUCUGUCAUUAUAUCUGUAUUAUCAGAUAUACCACUAACUGUCUCUCUGUCAUUAUAUCUGUAUUAUCAGAUAUACCACUAACAGUCUCUCUGUCAUUAUACCGUACCUGUAUACCACAGGAGGCUGCUGAGGGGAGGACGGCUCAUAAUAAUGGCUGGCAUGGAGUAAAGGGAAUGGAAUCAACCACAUGGAAACCAUGUUGUUGAUGUAUUUGAUCCUAUUCCAUUAAUUCCAUUCCAGCCAUUACAAUGAGCCUGUCCUCCCCAAUUAAGGGGCCACCAGCCACCUGUAUUAUAAGCCACUGUCUAACUCCCUCCCUCUCCAGUGUGUAUGUGAUGGUGGGGGCAGACGUCCAGUUCUCUUCCUGCCUGCGGGAGGUGGAGAACCCCCACAACCAGCUCCGCUGCAGCCAGGAGAUGGAGCCUGUCAUCAGCUGUGACAAGAAGUUCAGGGCCCAGUUCGACAUUGACUGGUGCAAGAUCAACCUGGUGAGGACUGUACAGGACCCUGGAGCCAUGGCGUGACCUCUUGACCUGUUCUCUGACCAUAUCAAACAAAAAUUAUAGUGUGUAUGUGUUUGUGUGUGUUAUGUCAUAUACCCGCACACACACACACACACACACAGCCAAUCCACAAUCUUCUGAAGAAAAUGUAUAUUUUUUGUAUAUUUGAGCAUGUAUACUGAACAAAAAUAUAAACGCAACAUGCAACAAUUUCAAAGAUUCCACUGAGUUACAGUUCAUAUAAGGAAAUCAGUCACUUUAAAUAAAUACAUUAGUCCCAAUCAAUGGAUUUCACAGGACUGGGAAUACAGAUAUGCAUCUAUUGGUCACAGAUACAUUUAAAGAAAAAAGGUAGGGGUGUGGAUCAGAAAAACAGUCAGUAUCUGGUGUGACCACUAUUUGCCAUAUGCAGCGCGACACAUCUCCUUCGCAUAGAGUUGAUCAGGCUGUUGAUUGUGGAAUGUUGUCCCACCCCUCUUCAAUUGCUGUGCAAAAUUGCUGGAUAUUGGUGGGAACUGGAACAUGCUGUCGUACACGUCGAUCCAGAGCAUCCCAAACAUGCUCAAUGGGUGACAUGUCUGGUGAGUAUGCAGGCCAUGGAAGAACUGGGACAUUUUCAGCUUCCAGGAAUUGUGUACAGAUCCUUGUGACAUCGGGCCGUGCAUUAUCAUGCUGUAACAUGAGGUGAUGUGUCAGAGCGGGCGUAGGUGUGGUGUAGGAAUCAGAUGCAGGACACAGAUGCUAGUCCAAAAAUACUUUAGUAAAGUCCACAAAAGAACGGCUACACACAAAGCCGGAGGCACGAGAAAAAUAAGGCACACAGCGUAUUAAUGCAAAACACAGCAAACACGCACAACAAGUGCGGACUCUCUAUCAAAUACAAAAUAGAGCAUUAACUGACUGGAAGCACCAGCUGACAAGGAACAACUACACACAACCACAAGACAGAAACAACGAGAACUUAAAGGACACAUAAUCAAGACAAAAUGAGAAACAGGUGUACCAAAACAGACCAAACCAAACAAACACAGAAACAACGAACGGUGGCAGCUAGUACUCCGGAGACGACGACCGCCGAAGCCUGCCCGAACAAGGAGAAGGAGCAGCCUCGGCCGAAACCGUGACAUGAUGGCGGCAGAUGAAUGGCACGACAAUGGGCCUCAGGAUCUCGUCACUGUAUCUUUGUGCAUUCAAAUUGCCAUUGAUAAAAUGCAAUUGUGUUCAUUGUCUGUAGCUUAUGCCUGCCCAUACCAUAACCACACCGCCACCAUGGGGCAUUGUUCACAACGUUGACAUCAGCAAACCGCUCACCCACACGACGCCAUACACGUGGUCUGCGGUUGUGAGGCCGGUUGGACGUACUGACAAAUUCUCUAAAAUGACUUUGGAGGCGGCUUAUGGUAGAGAAAUGAACAUUCAAUUAUCUGGCAACAGCUCUGGUGGACAUUCCUGCAGUCAGCAUGCCAAUUGCGCACUCCCUCAAAACUUGAGACAUCUGUGGCAUUGUAUUGUGUGACAAAAUUGCAUAUUUUAGAGUGGCCUUUUAUUGUUCCCAGCACAAGGUGCACCUGUGUAAUGAUCAUGCUGUUUAAUCAGCUUCUUGAUAUGCCACACCUGUCAGGUGGAUUGAUUAUCUUGGCAAAUGAGAAAUGCUAACUAACAGGGAUGUAAACACAUUUGUGGACAACUUUUGAGAGAAACAAGCUUUUUGUGCGUAUGGAACAUUUUUGGGAUCUUUUAUUUCAGCUCAUGAAACAUGGGACCAACACUUUGUUGUGUUUAUAUUUGUAUUCAGUGUAUUUGCCCAGCCACCCUGCUAAUAUCACCAAUCCAUAUCUUUUAGUGUUCCAAAUUCUGGUAACUUUCCCAAAUUCUCAAUGUUAUCCAGAAAUCAUGUUGGAAGAUUACUGGAAUCAGGUGGGAAUAACCAGGAAAUCUGUGAAUCCUCCAACCGGGAUUUCUGGAAAAACUCAGAAUUUUGGGUAAAUUAACGGAAUUUUGCCACCCUAAUAUCUAAAGUAGAUGAAGUGCUGAUUGAACCUCUCUCUUCUCCAGGUGGACAUCACCAAGGUGGUCAUGAUCCACAGUAACCGUCCAGACCCAGGGACGGGGGUUCUGCCUGACAUCGGGGAGUACAACCCCCCAUCAGAGUCUCUGAAGAGCAGGGACUUCUUUGCCGACUUCCUCAUCACGUUGGCGGUGCCCUCGGCCGUGGCCAUGGUCCUCUUCACCAUCCUGGGUUACUCCAUGUGCUGCCGGCGAGAAGGGGUGUAAGUGUGCUGCUUUCACUUCUGACCAAAAGAGACACACACAGACUAAAACACACACUAACACAAACGCAGACACAACACACACACACACAAACACUAAACACACAUGUAGGCGUACACUAUUAAAGAGAUGGACACAAAAGCAUAGUGUUGUUUUGAUGUGAGUUGAGGAGAUACAUGUGUACAGUUGGACUUUUCUUUCGAAUUGUCAUGUAGGGGUUCUUAGAUCCUGAGGGAUUGACUGAUUAGUCUGAGUGCAGUGACACAGGCCCUCAGUGGGAGUUAAGGGAUGUUUCGUUAUGCUACUUAGCCACUAUAGAUGGAAGUCAAGAGGUUAAAUAUUGUGGAAACGCAGCUUGUCAAUAACCAUCCAGUUUUAUGGUCCAUGUAUGUUCUCCAUACGUUCCACUGUUCUGUCUCAGGUUGAUUUCUCAUACUCAUUUUGAUGGUUAUUAGCACAAUCAUCAUGACAUAGAUGGCCAACCAACCAUUGUAUUGCUCCUCCAACCCCCCACCCUCAUUUACAGGCUGGGAGAGACUGUCCCCUCCAACCACCCACCACUUAGCGUGUCCAUGCAGUACUGUUUGUUCCUUCGCCCCCACCAUCCAUCCAUCCAGCCAAUGCCACAUGCUCUCCAUUUGCUUCUGUGUGAAUGUCUUUUAACUAUUAAUAUUAGUAUUUAAUUCAUUAAUUUUGUUUUGUUUCUAGGGAUAAAAGAAACAUGCAAACACCAGAGUAAGUGUUUAUCCUCUCCUGUGUUUUUCUUUUCUUUUGAGUUUGAUUUGUUUUGGUUCCUCCUUGAACCCCCAAUCCUUCAGUUGAUUUGCCCUUUCACCUUUUGCUUUCAAAUCGCCAUGGUGACAUGUUCAUGUCCAUCCAUACUGUCAUCUGUGUGUUUACAUCCCGUCAUCCAAUUAGCUGCUCAAAGCUGCAGGGGCAUGUUAAGAAAGGAAGUUGAUCCUAACCACAGAUCCAGGGUAAAAUAUUGGUUCACCACCUCUAAUGAUUGAGGAUAGAAGGUAUAGUUCUGUAACUGAAGCAGGGAAAUCUCAGACCAGGUUUGUUUAGAGAGGGGGGGGGGGGGGGGGGGGGGAGAAAGAGAGAGAGAGAGAGAGAAAGAUAAUGAGAAUGAAAGCAUGAGAGGGAGGGGGAGAAAUACUCUCAAAUAACCUCCACUAGACUCAGCAGAUGGCAGAUGACCAAUAGUAACGACACAACACAGUUUCCUCCUACCAAGGAGAAACACACCAAAUGCUGUCAAAAGAUUUGCUAUGUUAAUAUGUCUUCCUUAAUGCAGGUGUGUACAGUACACCACAGUGUGCGUGUUGACUGAGAUGAUAAGAGCUCAGAUGGUCCAUUUAUGGGCUAUAUUUCUAUCCGUCUCUCCUCUCCUCAGUAUCCAGUUAGUUCACCACAGCUCCAUCCAGAAGUCCACCAAGGAGCUGCGGAGCAUGUCUAAGAACAGGGAGAUCUCCUGGCCCCUCUCCACCCUGCCUGUCUUCAGCCAAAGUGGGGAAGUGGUACCCCCGAUACACCCAGACAACUACGAGACAACCAGCAUGCCCCUGAUGCAGACACAGACGUGA
Molecule: messenger RNA, 9683 nt
Organism: Coregonus sp. 'balchen'
Lineage: Eukaryota; Metazoa; Chordata; Actinopteri; Salmoniformes; Salmonidae
Source: the annotation of a GenBank genome assembly